Hyposmocoma kahamanoa is the source of this 2076-nucleotide messenger RNA. It is a transcript of the gene CDC50, whose product is annotated as cell cycle control protein 50A. The record is from RefSeq and is a predicted model, not a curated record. Gene Ontology annotation, cellular component: Golgi apparatus; endoplasmic reticulum; plasma membrane. Lineage: Eukaryota; Metazoa; Arthropoda; Insecta; Lepidoptera; Cosmopterigidae. The transcript is spliced from 11 exons. Bases 37 to 1278 code for a protein of 413 amino acids.
UCGUCGUACUAAAGGAAUUAGGUGCAAUUAGUCGUAAUGGCGACUUCUAGUGAUACGUCGGAAACGAACGUAAAAUCUAAACGGCCAGCAGAAUCUGCAUUCAAACAGCAGCGUCUGCCUGCCUGGCAGCCUAUACUGACCGCGGGAACUGUCUUGCCGACGUUUUUCGUAAUUGGUAUUGCUUUUAUUCCUGUCGGUAUUGGUCUCCUCUAUUUCUCUGAUGAGGUUAGAGAGCAGGUAAUAGAUUACACGUAUUGUGAAAAAAUUGACAGCGAGGGAACAAAAUGUGCAGACUACAUUAAAGAUCCGGAAUUCAUUAAGGACCCAUUGAACAAGACUUGCAUUUGUGAAAUAAAGUUCAACCUCACUGAAGACUUUAAAGGCGAUGUUUAUUUCUAUUACGGCCUAAGCAAUUAUUAUCAGAAUCAUCGUAGAUACGUGAAGUCCCGGGAUGAUGAUCAGCUACUUGGAAGAUUAGACCUUGCCCCAAACACAGACUGCGAGCCAUUUUUAUAUGUCAUGGUGGGUGAUGUACAGACACGUGUAGCACCGUGCGGUGCUAUAGCCAACUCGCUAUUCAAUGAUACCCUGACAAUGCAUACGCAAGAUUUGAACGAGAAUGUCCCGGUGCCGGUGUUGCGCACAGGCAUUGCGUGGGCGUCUGAUAAGCAGAUCAAGUUUAGAAACCCACCCUUAGGACCAGGGCAGACCCUGAAAGAUGCUUUUGCAAACUACACGAAACCACAGAACUGGCAUAAACAUAUAUAUGAAUUGGAUACGGAUCCUGAAAAUAAUGGCUUUCUGAAUGAAGAUUUAAUAGUAUGGAUGCGUACAGCGGCAUUGCCAACAUUCCGCAAAUUAUAUCGUCGUGUCGACCACUCAAAAGACGGAUUUAGCACGGGACUUAUCAAGGGAGCUUAUAAGCUUAUUGUUGAGUACAAUUACCCAGUAACAGAUUUUGAUGGCACAAAGACCUUCAUAAUAUCAACUACGUCCUUACUGGGUGGCAAAAAUCCUUUCCUCGGAGUCGCGUACGUCGUUGUUGGAACCCUUUGUCUUCUGCUGGGCAUUGUACUCUUGGUUAUUCAUGUACGGUGCUCUAAGAGAUACUAUCCUCCUCCCACGGCUUCCUUCAUGAUGGACUUAGACCCCCGUCUCCCACCUAACGAAUCACUGUGCCCCUACAACCAUGAAUCCGAAGCAGAGUGCCCAAACAUUCGUGUACCCUGCAACACCACCGAAAUGAUCAACGUGAACCCUCGCACUCCGUACUCAUAAGAAUGCGUACCUGUGAGAAACAAAACGAGUCCAGCCAGCUGGAAGGAAUUUUUCUUUCCGAUUUUUAUAUUAAUAAUAAUAAAUAACAAACUACUGAAGUAUUUUCACAAAAAUAAUAUGAUAAUCAUGGCACUAAAACAUCAUGAUAUUCAAUAAUUGAAUAAAGUAAUUCCUUGUUACGUAUUAAAAUUAUAGAACAAAAGACAUACAAUAAUUCUAGAAUUUCCGAGAGAGGUAUUAUUCACUCUAUGUGGGUUAAUUUCUUUGAAGUUUAGCUAGAUAUACUCUGUCUAUUCCGAUUUCUGCUUGUAAGACCGAUUACACACAGCUACUUUUAGCUGCGCGUGUGCAGCGAUUCAGCCGCCUAUUAAUCGCAAGUGUCGCGAUGCAAUCGCGCGUUUAUAGCUGCUAACAAUCGCCGUGUGUAACCGUCCUAAUAGAAAAGUGGUUUACAAUACUUUAUAUCAUUAGAAGACGUCUAUCUUCUAAAAAUGCAAAAACAGAUUACACUAUUAAAGACCACCGUGCGUACAUUGAUAAGUCAUGUGCGUUGUUAUAGUUCACGUUAAAUCGUCUAAAUGGCCUAUUUUUCUCAGAAAUACGCGUGUAGGUUGAUUUCAUUUACGCUGCAAUACCUCUACAACGUUACGCCUCGAAUCAAAAGCGAAACAUUCAAAAAUGGGUUUUAGACAUCGCACAUGACAACUAACAUAGUAUUAUCUCAAAAUUGCUUUAAGUUUUAUUAAUAUUACCUAUUUAGUGUCAAAGCGACAGUGUUGUCCUGUUACUUUGAAAUUA